Molecule: messenger RNA, 2473 nt
Organism: Porites lobata
Lineage: Eukaryota; Metazoa; Cnidaria; Anthozoa; Scleractinia; Poritidae
Source: the annotation of a GenBank genome assembly
GAAAGCGGAAAAAGGGAAGGGCAUAAUUUUAACGCCUUUUCUAAUGAUAUCAACAAGUGUCUGUUCACCGCGUGGACAACUGCUUCUGGAAAUCCAAACGCCGUUUUGAGCAAGUCUGUUGAGUGUAAAGGGUAUGCAGGAAGCCAUGUACAGCUGUGCUAUGGUCUUGAACCACCUAAGGCACAGUUUGCUGCCUGCUACAACAAAGAAACACUUACUCCAGACUUCACAGGACACAUCGUAAUACCCGAUAUCGAGGGAAAAGGAAGAGAAGAUGACUGGAGGGAAGACAAAGGAAAAUUUGGUAACGAGUCUUACUUUCCACUAAUUUUUCUUUGCCAGAGCAGAAACCCAUAUUAUUAUCCACAUCAAACACCUUUGCCAGUACUUUCACAUUACUAAAUUUGUAAGUGUAUAAAUAGUCAAGUGCAGCGUUAUAGGGAAUACCGGGCUUGUACUUGGAAAUUGUCCUGUAGUACAAAAAGUCAGACAAGGAAAAACAGUAAAUUUCCUUCCAAAAAUAAGGCUAGCCCAAUCGAUUUUGAAACGCAAAUUUCCCUCCGUACAUAAGCCCGUCCGAAUUUAGCCUCUCAGAAAAUAAGCCCCCCAAAAAGGGCCUUUGAAAAAUAUAAACCUCGGGGCUUAUUUUCGGAAUUUUACGGUAGUUAUACCAUAUAUACAAAUACAGAGUGAACGGGAUUGUUUGACACAAGUCAUGCACAUGGGGUGAGCUAGAGAAGGUAGCUGAGUUUCCAUCACGGUAGACAAACAUAUACCAACCCUUUGAUAAUUCAAUUGAUUGAGCUAGGAUACUUGCCUUGUCGCCACUUUUUCCUUUUUCCUAAUGAUAAACUAAUUCCUUGUGUAUUAUUUUGCACUGCACCCACUAGCCCCAGUGCCUCAAUCGAAAGUAGAAGACUAUGAUCCUUACAGCCAAGGAGGCUUGUUCAACAACUAUGACAUCAAAAAGCAGUUUUUCUUAGCCAAAGGACAUCUGACUCCUAAUGCAGAUUUUAACACAGAUGAUGAGCGUCUUCUGACAAUGAUAACCACAAACAUUGCACCUCAGUGGCAAAAGUUUAACGGCCAGAACUGGCAAGAAAUGGAGAAAGGUGUACGAAAAUGCGCAAGUUCUAGCCGAAGAAAUCUAUACGUUUUUACUGGUGUGGGUAAGUAGCGAGCCUUCAAUGUGCCAGUGUAUUUGCCAGCAAUUUCCCGACUUACGACAAGAAUGCAUCUUUUAAAUCAAGUAGCCAUUUCUGCAGUUUUUUAAAAGCAAUACUGUUAACAUCACGUUCAGCGCUUGAUCCACUCUUCGUAGAGUAUGAUUUCAAGUAUGUUUCUUAAAUGUGUUUGCCCCAGCUGCUCCGUCAGUGCGCAUUUCAGACCACGUGCAGUGGCGUCGAUCCAAAGGAAGAGUUUGGAGGUCCCAACCCUACUUUCCAAUUGCAUUAUGACACCAGUUUUUUAAUCAGUUUUAAAUGUUUAUUGAGCUCUUCUGAAAUUGAUACCAACUAUGGAUUGUAUUCACCUGUCAUUUAGUAUAAGCCUAGCAUAGCAUUUCGACUCUAAACGGCGAAUUACCUUGCUCUUUUAUGAAUAUAGAAGAGCGAAGAAGCAGCAAACUGUGACCAAUUAACCCGAGUCCCAAUAGUGACCAACAUCAAUUUUCUCAUAACGAUAGACAUAGAUUGUCAAGAGUUUGGGUUAUGAGAAUUAAUAAAAUGAUCACCUAAGAGAAAACGCUUUGAUCUUUUGUCAAAUUCUCUCAACUCAUUCUUUAAGGAAAUGUAUAGAGAUCAGUUUGGAGAAUUUGUAUGUGGAUAUUGGGACUUAUAAAGGGUUAAAACAGUUUUACAGUUUUAAAACAUUGUUCACUAGCUUGGACCCAUUCCCCUCAGCUGCCUCGAUCCUUCCUGAGGUCCCAUAAUAUGUAACAGCUGCCGGUAUAUUCUAUCAAGACUACACCAAGGUAAUAAACAAUUAUUCCUCGAGCCGGCACUUUUCGCUACUAGUGGGCUAUAACAGUAUAGCCUAGUAGUAGCUCAACCAAUCAGAACGCAGCAUUGAUAAUAGAUCACUAGUUGGAUUUUACUAAAAGGAUUUAUCUUUAGCACACCUAAGGUUCUUUUUCCUUUUAGGAGGUAAAGCAAGAGAUUCGAGUGGUGAAGUUAUCUCUCUCAAGAGAAGAGUUUUGACCCCGAGGUGGUUUUGGAAAGCCGUUUGUGAUCCAGUAGCGAAGCAGUCGAUCGUCUUCGUGGGUGAAAACAGCGUUGGCAUCGCCAGCCAGGCUAAAGCAAAAGGAUGCAAUAUGAUUGAGCAAACAAAAGAUAAGGGCAUAAUAUAUUGCAUGAGCCACCAAGAGGCAUCUCGCAAAUUCGAAGAUUUUAAAUUGCCACCUUUUCAAGAGAAAAAUUGUAAGCCUUCAGAGAAAGGCACAUUCAUGGAUAAUUUCCUUAAUGGCCUUAAAUGA